Molecule: messenger RNA, 2004 nt
Organism: Plenodomus lingam JN3
Lineage: Eukaryota; Fungi; Ascomycota; Dothideomycetes; Pleosporales; Leptosphaeriaceae
Source: RefSeq, a predicted model, not a curated record
AUGUCAUCUAGAUACCAUCACCAUCACGCUGAUGAUGCGAUGGAUCUCACUGACCUCUCUGACGCCGAGGAAAUCUACGCAAUCGGCGAGGCAGACAACACGCAACGGGACUACUACAACCGCCGUCUGAGAGAAGCCAUCAACUACCUGGCCGAAGAAGGUGGGCAAGAUUCGCCUGCCACCUACAUGAGCCGUGUCUACCGCAUCGACGAGGCUCUUGUGCAGCUCCUGCCUCAGACUGGCAGUGACUAUGAUCGCCAGCUGUACCGAACGGUCCGCGCCAUGGUGGACGAAGUACACGAAGAGUAUGACAAUGCCAAAGAGGAAAUCAAUCUACAAACCAGAAACGCUGAACUCGAUGCGGCAUACUACACGCCGUACACGCCGUCCGUUUCGGAGGCUCUUUACAGGGAAGAAGAAGACCUGCCAGAGCCAUCAACGAGGUAUACCCGAAAACGUCCCACAACUUCUAUGAAGUCUCUGCCUCGUGAGCAGGCUAAGUCGUAUACUAAGCUUCAACAACAACAAACUGAGCAAGUUUCUGCGUCGCAAGCUGUCACGCCCCUCGGCCCACGCUCCCAUGACUCGCAAGAUAAUGUAGAUUUCGAGCGAAGCUACGAACACAGUGGACCUAACAGUGCGCCCGAGAGAUGGUACAGAGAUAUGCCAGCCUGUCUUCCCUUCCCAGAAACCCACCAAAUGGAGGCCUGGGAGACUUUAAAAAUCAACUUUGAUAUUUCUGACUACGGAAAGAAACUCAAGGCUGAAGGCAAAGUUGUCGAGACCAACAUUCCUUUCAACCACCCCGCCUUGGCGAAGUACAAAAACUUGCCUCAUUACGAGUCUGGAUCGAGGUUCAAGCUCCCGCACGGGAGGCAGGAGGAUUAUGAUAGGAUUCGCAGGCUCGCGACCGAAGAGCUUUUGGCCAAGACUGUCAAGGAUUUCAAUGAGGAUAUUCAAACAGAUGCUGAAGUAUCAGGAUAUGCCCCACACGCAUUCUUGGGCCGAUUCUCGACAGGAAAGCAAGUGAGCCCAGAGCCUGAUCUCCCAACAGCACUCCGUGGUGCUCUUAGUACAACGCCUACCAAAUCCUCCAGAUCACGCGCUGCUAUCACCCCGAGGACCACUAGCUCCAAGACCGCUGCAACCAAAGCUGCCACUCUUAAGACCGCCAUUGAGGCUAGGAAAUCAAACACGAAACCCAUCGUCCAAAUCUCCUCUCCCAGCCAUGAAUCCUCGCAACCAAAAAACCCCACGCCAGCCGGCCAAACAACACGCGCAGGAGCAGCAAUGCGGAAAUUCUCAGACUCUCGCAAGCAAGCUCUCUGUCACAGCCCCCGACGCGAGAGUCUAUUGCAAACUGCACUGCGUACCCCAGAGAGUCCUUCUGACGGUAAAUCCCCGCCCCGGCCUGCAACACCCGGUCCGAAGCGAGAAAAGAGUACGCCGAAGACAUCUACGCUGUCUUCUAAACCCGUGACUUCUUCGCUUAAGAGAGGAGAUCGUGUCGUUUCUCCUAAAGUAGGCGUUCCAUCCCCUAGGGUUGCAACUUCGGUUCUGGAAAAGAAACCCGUUACACCUACUCACAGCCGUCUCCACAAGACCACCCCUUCUACAACUAGCAAGCCCUUGGCCCGCACACCAAUCCCCGUACCCACAUCCUCUGCACCCAAACCCGCACCCAAACACAGCAUCAAGCGCAAACGCAGCCUCGGCUCGGAAUACUACACCCCCGACGGCAAGCGCCGGAGAUCCGUGGGCUCUGAGGAAUUUUCCCCCUGGGACAAGACGCUGAGAUCUGAUGGGGCUGCGAAGGUCGGGAGUGCGAGUGGGAGUGAGAGUGAUGGGGGGAGGGGUGAAGGUGUGAGGAAGAGUAGGGCGAGCAAGGCGGCGGUGGUGGGAAGGCAGGUUAAGAGGAGGGUUGUUAGUGAGAGAACGGUGGAGAGUGUGAGCAAGGUGAGGAGGGUUGGAGGUGUUGGUUUGGGGGAUCGGGGGGUGGUGUAA